Leopardus geoffroyi (Geoffroy's cat) is the source of this 3663-nucleotide messenger RNA. RefSeq lists its product as uncharacterized. Lineage: Eukaryota; Metazoa; Chordata; Mammalia; Carnivora; Felidae. The transcript is spliced from 2 exons. Bases 716 to 1909 code for a protein of 397 amino acids. The record is from RefSeq and is a predicted model, not a curated record.
GGUCCCUGCCCUUAGUGGCCUGCGUGGGAGGCCCUGGAACUUCGGCCACAUUUGUCCACGUGGACCUGCUGGCCUUCUCGGCACAGCUCCACCAGGCCCUGGAGCCAGGCCCAGCCCUCCCUGCUGAGCCGCGUCUCCCUGUUGCCCAGAAAACAGCCUCAGGGCCUCAGCCGUGAGGGUGGGGGACAAGUGGCAGAAAGGGGAUGCAGGGCUGGAGCCUCUGACCCUAGCUCGGUUCCCUGUGUGGUGGCAGGGGCGGAGGGCUCUCACCCCCAACCAGGCCCCAUCCAGCCCACCUGCACAGCUGUGGGGCUGAGCAGGAGCCACUGCCGACGGAUACCAAGCCUGUCUUGUGUGUGACCUGGGGGGGGGGGGGCAGCAGAAGUGUGGGCAAGGCCCACACUUCGGGGAAACCACCUCCUCCGCGGCCACGGAGACCCCUCCUGAGCCCGAUCCUGGGCCCUCGCCGGCCUCUCCCUCCUCCCCUAGCUGCCCCACCCUUGGGGCCUGGUCACCCCCCACCCGAGACUUCCCGACACUCUUGGACUGGCUCUUGCUUCCAGGAACCCCACACCUUGGCCAUACCCUCCCCCAUCCAGUUCGGGGGAAACCGGCCCCUCCAACCUGGAAGUCCUUUCUCCCAGGCCUGUUGCAACAGGGGCGAAUCCCCCCCAGAGGGGACGCUCCCAGGUCCUUGCCAGCCCAUGGUUUUCCAAUGUGCUUUUCGGUCCGGCGGUCAGGUGGGCCACCCCAUGGGCCAUUCACUCAUUCGAGUGGCAGCUCCAUCCGAUGGCCGCUCCCCAAGCGUAGACACUGUGUCCAGCAGACAAGCCAGGGAAGCUUCGUGUCCACCACCGUGCUGGCCCCCUGCCCUCCCAGGAGCACGCCUUGCCUGGGGAGGGGUGCCCACGAAGGAGGGGAACCCCAGCCUUUGGGGGAGCUGGGGGCAUCGACGGGCCCCCUCAGCGGCCUGGCCCUCCCCCCACCCCCCCCACCAGACCUCGCGUCGGUAAGCCCUCAGGCCUGCCCUUGCCCGGGUACACCCUCUUCGUGGAAUCUGUGCUGCCGCUACCCUGGGAACUUUCCAUCGGAAAAUGUUGGGUGGGGUGGGCGGGCGGACAGGCCGGGGCAGGCCGCAGACGCACUGUGGGUGGAGGGGCUCGCCCGUCCCACACCGCAGCACGGCCUCCCUGCCCUUCACAUUCUGAUCUCAUCCUCUACCCUCAGGCCCGGACAGUGCCUGCUGUGUGGCACCCCCCGUGCCCCCCCCAGCGGCCAGGCUGUCCUCUCAGCGCCCAGGGAGUUUCCAGACCGGUUGCCCCAUCUGGCCCCUGGGCCACUUCCCCUCCCCCCACUCCUUCUCAGACCUCCUGGAGGGCGGCGGGGGGGGGGGGGGCUCUGGGUCCUCACACCCUGUUCACGCAUCUGCCUCCUGCCCAAGAGAGGGUGCCUCCGCAGAGCUAGCCAAAGGCUCAUGGCUGAGGAUGGGGAGGCCAGGGGCCCGGAAAGGCCUUGGAGCCGACUCAGGGCAGCCUCUGGCCCUUCCCAGGGGCACUUGGGGCCAGGGUCUGGGGUUGAGCCCGGCUCCUCCUGGGCAGGGACAGUAACAGCCACCUGGUGGGACUCCGAGAUGGCCUCACCCCCCUGGUGGCAGCCUGGGCUGGCCAGGUGGCCUUCCUCCCACACAGAGUCCAGCCCUGACCUCCAAGCUGCAUCACAUCCCAGUCUGCCGACACGGCAGAAAUUCGUAGCAAACCACGGCUGUGGGCACCGUCAUUCUCAGGACCUGUCCUCAAGGCUGCCACUGGGUUCUGGCACAGGCUACGUCCUCUUCCAAGAUGUCCUUUCUCCUUGCGCAUUUGAGCUGGUGCUCCCCGGGCACCCCUUCCUGAGGCCCCACCUGCCCUAGUGCCCCUGCCCCACCCAGGCCAAAGACAGGACCAGUCCUGCCAGUGCUGGCUUCUACCCCUCCAGCCACAGGCACCAGGGCACAGGUGGUGGCGGGCUGAGCCAGAGGGUAAAUGCCAACGAAGCCAGACCGGGGCCUUCCGGAAGGAACGCAGUCAGCAUGAAGUCUGCAGACACAGCCCAGACUGGCCCCUCCGAGCCCCACAGCAACGACUCCCCGGCCUUUGUCGGGGUGACUCUAACUGGUGAACAUGCUGUACACGCUGGGGCACAUCUGACGGGGGCAGUGAGCCCGGUGGGGCCGCGGUCGUCGGAGCCCAUGUGGAGGAGCUGCCGUCAACAGGGCCUGAUGCGGCCCGGAGUCCGGAGCAGCUCCCAGGUUUGGGGGGGGCCGGCAAGUCUGCUGGGGUGAGGAGGCUGAGAUGGCCCGAGGGGGUCAGGAGGGAAAGAGGGAGCCCUCGGGAGGGGCCUCAGCUGCGGCUGGGAGACCAGGCCUCGCGGGGAGGGGGGGGGGCAGCAGCUCGAAGGCCUGAGGUUCCGCCUCCCGUCCCCGCGGGGCUCCAGGUGCCAGGAGGAAGGGCCUGCUAUGGGACGGGGUCGUCUCCCAGGGGAGCCCAACCGGGCACAGCCCCACUUAUCUCCUCCUUGAUUGGCAGCAGGUGUGUGUUAAAAUAAGAAGGGGAGAAGACGUGACAAGAGUCACCCUUUGUGUCACCGGUGCGUGUGUCUCUGUGAGAGAAGAGCCCAGAGUCUGGGGGAACCUGAGAUCCAGGCUGCCCCCCCCCCCCCCCCCACUGAGCUGGAGGAGAAGGUGGCAGGCCCAGGCAGAGGCCCCCGCGGUCCCCUGGAGGGACGGGCACACCCUAGGCUUUUGUCAGUCACCAAAAGCCCAACUCCAACUGCCUACAAGAAGGGAGCACGUCUUUCCUGAGCUGGCUGGGCCAGGCCGAGGAGGAAACACACAUGUCCUCCGUCCAUCCCAGGCUGCCUGACGCCCACCCGCCUUCCUCCUUCCGAGCACAUUGAAAGGCACACUGCCCAAAAGUCACAACAUGUCGUGCUCAAGCACCCCCCCCCCCGCCCCCCGCCACAAGGUGGCCAUGUGGCAUUCCAGCCGCUCACACGACCCUGCUCCCGAAGCCGUGCUCCCUGCCAUCGAGUGGCCUGCUCCUCCUGUCUGGCGAGCGGUGGACCGGAGCCGGGCAGGCGGCACUGAAGUCUCGGCACAGGGCGGGGGCCACGGCACAGCCUACAUCCUGUCUGACGGAAGCAGCCAGGACUCGUGUGCCCGGGACAGCCGGUGCCUCAUGGGGACCGUCGCCUUGACCUGACACCGUGAGCCGAAGAUGCCCCUUCUGGUGGCCGCUCGCGAGCCGACAACUCCAGCACGUGGCUCGCCUGGUAGGCUGCAGGUGACAGAAUCUCUCAGAGAAGGCAGUUCGGGCAGAAAAGGAGGUUGGCAGCUCCCGUGCAUGAGACGCCAGGCAAGUGAGCCUUCAGGACCAGCUCGAUCCAGUCCACCGGAGAGGGCCAUGCUGUUUCCUCCCGCUCUGGUGGCUAUCGUUUCUGCCGUUUGGCUGCCUUCUCAGGCUCUGUGAGGCACGGGUGAUGGCCCUCGGUGCACCUCGUCAUGAUGGGAAGAAAGGAACCUACUUGCCUCGACCACAAAUUCUAGAAACGGUCACACUGACUGCCACUGGGACCCCUGCUGUUCGGGGCUGAAUUGUGUCUCCAAGAAAGGUGUGGAAAUCCUAA